Molecule: messenger RNA, 1311 nt
Organism: Tachysurus fulvidraco (yellow catfish)
Lineage: Eukaryota; Metazoa; Chordata; Actinopteri; Siluriformes; Bagridae
Product: trace amine-associated receptor 13c-like
Exons: 1
Coding region: 271-1263 (330 amino acids)
Biological process (GO): G protein-coupled receptor signaling pathway
Cellular component (GO): membrane
Molecular function (GO): trace-amine receptor activity
Source: RefSeq, a predicted model, not a curated record
UGUGUCUUUAAGGCUUCCAGACAGAUUAGCAUAAUAAUAGAUUCUAUUAUACUUAUUGCCAGUAACUACAAGACCUUUUGUUCCAACCAAAUAUGACAUCAAAUGCAUCAUGCUGUCACUCAAACUCAGGGGCGUGAACAAUUUCUAAACUAUAAAAGUGCCAGAGCUGUAGUCAUAAGAUUAUGACAUUUUACAGUUUACGUUUUACAAGAGUAGCAUCUAAUAUAACAACUAUUUAAAUUCUGUAGACAUUAGAGAAAUGCUGUAUUGAUGAACCCGACAGAGUUUAAUCAGUCUGAUCGCUGUGAUCAUUUCUCCUGUCCAGAGAGAUCUGUAUCUCCUGCAGUUUAUAUCUUACUGUACAUGUGUUCAGCUGCUGUGGUUCUGCUAACAAUGUGUGGAAAUCUGCUUGUCAUCAUCUCUGUUCUUCACUUCAAGCAGCUUCACACACCAACAAACAUGCUGCUGCUCUCACUGGCUGUGUCGGAUUUCCUCAUUGGAGCUUUAAUCAUGCCUCCAGUGUUCAUCUGGAUAGUGGAGUCAUGCUGGAUUUUAGGAUCAAGUUUCUGCAUGUAUGUUUCAUCAACUGCUGGGUUUCUUAUGGCUUUAUCCAUAUAUAAUGUUGUUCUGAUUGCUUUCGAUCGGUGUUUAGCUCUGUUGAACCCAUUUCUUUACCUGAACAAAGUCUCUGUGAGAAAAAUGUGUGUUGUAAUAUUUUGUAAUUGGUGUAUGGUUUUGGGGUAUGAUUUGGCACUUAUAUAUCUCAAUAGAAACUUAAUAAGACCUGAUAUGUGUCCUGGAGAAUGUUUUCUCAUUCUGGAUAAGGUUUUGUCCACAAUUGACCUUGUAGUAACAUUUAUAUUCCCACUUUCUCUCAUAAUCAUAUUGUAUACUCGAGUUUUUGUGAUUGCUAAGAAACAUGCCACUGCUAUCAGAGAUCUUAAUAAGCACACACGGCCUAAAACACAGAAAAUCACCUCACACUCCAUGAAAUCUGAGAGAAAAGCAGCUAAAGUCCUCGGUAUUUUAGUGUCUGUGUUUCUGGUGUGUUUACUUCCAUAUUUUAUUUACAGUUUAGUAGGUGAUGUUAUUGAACUACAGACAGAAACAAUUCAAAAAAUCACAAUUGUAUUUUGUCUUAAUUCCACCAUUAAUCCAGUUAUUUAUGCUCUGUUUUAUCUAUGGUUCAGAAGGUGUGUUAAAUUAAUCAUAACUCUGCAAAUUCUUCAGACAGACUCUGCAUUAAUCAAUGUUCUGUCAUGAAACGCCUUUUUUUCCUCCAUGAACACGUGUCCAAACGUUAAAUUUAAA